CUGCCCAGCUCCAGUAAAAGCCAGCCCCUCGCCUGGAGAUUCAUUCAUACGACAUCAGCGGUCGGUUUGCGACCUUACAGGGGCGACACAUCCUUAGAUCAUCAACACGACCGCGGUCCUCACGCUGCACAAAACAACCCAGAUCCAGACGCGCAAAAAAAACAAAACAAAAAAACAGUACUUUCAAGUGUUUUCAAACGGAAGAUUUGACGCAGGACGUGCGCCGGAGCAUCGCGGGCGCUUUAAAGGGUGCAACUUAAAAGUUUGACAAGGACAAGUCAGAUUGCGGUGAACUCACUUUAAUGACGAUGUGGGGACAAGCUCGUGAGUGCAAAUGUUAGAAUUAAUCGGAGAUUUUAAAAAACAAACAAACAAAAACAAUAAGUGCUCUCCAAUUGCACUUUCCUGAUCGCCGUAAGACGCACGGACACCUCCGGACGCGCGCGCUGUCAAAACUACCAACAGACUAAUCCCCAUCAGCUGAGAUCACUUUCUGGAGACUCGGCUUUACACGCAGUUCAAAACUAAAACCUCCAACAGGAUACCAAUGGUUUUCCUUUGGGACGCCAAAUACGACCAGGCCCCCCACCGCCGCUUCACGCCGCCCUCCUCCAGCCUGGGCACGGGGAAGAUGAGCGAGGCUCUACCCGCGAUGGGUGGGCACGAGGGCGGCGGCGGGAAAUUGCGCAUGUGUGACCGCAGCAUGGAGGUCCUCUCCGAGCACCCGGGAGAGCUCGUGCGCACCGACAGUCCCAACUUCCUGUGCUCGGUGCUGCCCACACACUGGCGCUGCAACAAGACUCUCCCCAUCGCCUUCAAGGUGGUUGCCCUUGGCGACAUCCCUGAUGGCACGCUCGUGACAGUGAUGGCAGGAAAUGAUGAGAAUUACUCAGCUGAACUCCGCAAUGCCACCGCGGCCAUUAAGAACCAGGUGGCCCGUUUCAAUGACCUGCGCUUCGUGGGUCGCAGUGGAAGAGGGAAGAGUUUUACUCUCACCAUCACCGUAUUCACUAACCCCCCUCAAGUGGCCACCUAUCAGAGAGCCAUCAAGAUUACAGUGGACGGACCCAGGGAACCCCGCCGUCAUAGACAAAAGCUGGAAGAAGUUGUAAAGCCAGGCGCGCUGGCCUUCUCCGAGCAGUUGAGAAGGAGCGCCAUGAGGUGCAGUCCUCACCAGGCCUCUGCGCCCAAUCCCCGCCCCACCCUGAACACACCUCCCUUUGGUAGCCCCACCCACAGCCAAAUACCUGACUCCAGGCAAAUGCAGACGUCUCCGUCCUGGUCUUAUGAACAAUCCUACCCUUACCUGGGUGCUAUUUCUGCACCCGCUAUUCACCCUACGACACCCAUCUCUCCGAGCCGCAAUCCAAUACACUGUUCAGACCUGUUCAGUGACCCGCGUGUCGGUCUGGAGCGCCCCUUCUCUUCCAUCCCCUCGCUACCAGACAACCGCUUCACCGACCCCCGGGUUCCCUACCCCACUGCAGCCUUCACCUACACCCCAACCCCUGUCACUAACGCUAUAGGUAUCGGCAUGUCAGCCAUGACUGCGCCUGCUGGCCGCUACCACACUUACUUACCACCUCCCUACCCUGCUGGCUCCUCCCAGGGCCAGAGUGGACACUUCCAGGCCAGCUCUUCUCCCUAUCACCUCUAUUACAGCAGCGCUACCGGCUCGUACCAGUUCUCCAUGAUGUCAGGAGGAGGUGGGGGUGAUCGCACGCCCCCCAGGAUCCUGCCGCCCUGCACCAGCGCCUCGACGGGCUCGGCCCUCCUCCACCCCUCACUGCCAAAUCAGAAUGACAUUGUUGUUGAGGCAGAGGAAAGCCACAGCAGCUCUCCGACCAGCAUGUCUGCUGAGGCAGUGUGGAGGCCAUACUGAGCACCAGCUUUACUGAAUAGUGGACUGACACGUUGACCAAUAUGAAGUGUAGAGCUGAUGCAUGGACUCGAUUUUCCACAGCAUGAGACUCAGUUUUGUUUUUCUUAAGAUAAUUAUGGAAAAUUUGUUGUUGUUGUUGUUAUUAUUAUUAUUAUUAUUAUUAUUAUUAUUAUUAUUAUUAUUACACCAGUUCCUUCUAUUUCUAAAGAAAUACCCUGCCAUGGCACUGUCAUAAAACUUGAAUCUGAAGAAUUGUAUCAUCAUACUUUCAAAAUAUUAGCCAGAAAAUGUAUAUCUGCCAAAACAACGGCUUGUAUGCUGGGAACUAUUCAUUUAAGGCAACGAAUUAUGAUUUUCACCCACGGCCACCUGUUCCUUUACAAUCACUCGAUGAGGUUUCGUCUGAGCUCCAGCAUACGCGCAGUUCUGAGAUUUCUAACUGUAACCUGUAGAUUGCUGCAUGUCCCGUGACUCACCGUGCUAAGGUUAGCAUUGCGCUACCAGCACCAAGAUUGGACGAUUUCCAUUUAAGAGUUAAACCAGACAUGGAGGUCUGUUGCACAUGCAAUCCCAGGUUUAUGAGGCUUUACCUCAUCCGUCACUGCCUUUUAAGGUUGUCCUUUUACAGUGCAAACCCAUCCGUAUUUCAGAUAUCCGCUUGAGUUUGGCCGUAACCCACAGAUCACCCACUUUUAUGUAAAUAGACUGUAAACUACUUGUUGAUAUCACUGGUUGAUUGACGUUGACAGUGACGGUGUCUUUGACAUCCACACUUGAGAAAACUAGAAAUGAUACAUAGCCUAUAUGUUUUUUUUUUUUUUAGAACUGCUUUAUUUUGUGAAUGUAAACCUUGUGAAGAAGCUGAUUGUUUGUAGACAA
Messenger RNA from Ictalurus punctatus (channel catfish), 2761 nucleotides. RefSeq names its product RUNX family transcription factor 1 (gene runx1). Gene Ontology annotation, molecular function: ATP binding; RNA polymerase II cis-regulatory region sequence-specific DNA binding; DNA-binding transcription factor activity, RNA polymerase II-specific. The record is from RefSeq and is a predicted model, not a curated record. The coding region runs from base 548 to 1882 and encodes 444 amino acids. NCBI's taxonomy places the organism in Eukaryota, Metazoa, Chordata, Actinopteri, Siluriformes, Ictaluridae. Gene Ontology annotation, biological process: regulation of cell differentiation; hemopoiesis; neuron differentiation. The transcript has 7 exons. Gene Ontology annotation, cellular component: nucleus.